GGCACAACUGCCAUUCACGGCAGGUGGGCGGGCGCUGUCGGGGCGCUCCGGCCAGCAGCGGAGGGGCGCGGAGCCUCCGCAGGCCCGCCCCGCGACCUCGGGGGGCCAGUUCUCCGAGGAGCUGUGGUCCGCGCGGGGGGCGCCGGGAGGAGAACCGCCAACGCCAACGCCAACGCCAACGCCGACCCGGGCUGACCGAGGUCGCCGCCCACGCCGACCCCGGCCUUCGCCGGCGCAGGUCCAGCCUCAAAGACCUGAGGGCGGGGACCCUGGGAAGCGGCGAGCUUCAGAGCCUCUCCGGUCCUGCUUGUUUCCAGUCUCCUUUUCUCUGACUUGAUGGAGGCGGGCCCUCAGCCCUCCCCGGCUCCCUCAGGUGCAGGAAGCACCUGGGUGGAGGCCUCCUUCGGGAGAGCCAGAGAUGGCAUCCGUAGACUUCAAGACCUACGUGGAUCAAGCCUGCAGGGCUGCUGAGGAGUUCGUCAACGUCUACUACACCACCAUGGAUAAGCGGAGGCGCCUGCUGUCCCGCCUCUACAUGGGCACAGCCACCCUGGUGUGGAAUGGAAAUGCAGUUUCAGGACAAGAGUCCUUGAGUGAGUUUUUUGAAAUGUUGCCUUCCAGUGAGUUCCAAAUCAAUGUGGUUGACUGCCAGCCUGUACAUGAUGAAGCUACCCCAAGCCAGACCACAGUCCUCGUUGUGAUCUGUGGAACAGUGAAGUUUGAAGGCAACAAACAACGGGACUUCAACCAGAACUUCCUUCUGACCGCCCAGGCCUCACCUAGCAACACAGUGUGGAAGAUAGCAAGUGAUUGCUUCCGGUUCCAGGACUGGGCCAGCUAGUAGAGCUCUGGAGAGAAACACAUCUCAAAAUGUGGGGACACCAGUUCCUUUCUGUUGUUGUGGGCUACGCUGCCCAGGGUGAACUCUGCAUUUGCUCAAGUCCAAGGAGCCUCUUUACGAGUAUACUUAUUUGUCAUAGUUGCCUUUUCGUAGUACAGUUUUCUAUUUUUCUACUUGUCCAGUAGAGACCCUGGUUCUGGAAAUUCUGACAAAUAAAAUAAUACUACAAAUGUU
Messenger RNA from Myotis daubentonii (Daubenton's bat), 1075 nucleotides. It is a transcript of the gene NXT1, whose product is annotated as nuclear transport factor 2 like export factor 1. Gene Ontology annotation, biological process: nucleocytoplasmic transport. NCBI's taxonomy places the organism in Eukaryota, Metazoa, Chordata, Mammalia, Chiroptera, Vespertilionidae. The record is from RefSeq and is a predicted model, not a curated record.